CCUUCCAUUAUAUACAGGAUGUUCCAGACUCUUCUACGCAAAUUUUGUGAGAACGAUUUGAGGUUCGUGAAACUUAUGGAAAGUACUUUUAGCAUACCUCUCGCUGUACAAUUAAUAACAGUUAUCGUGUCAAUAAGCUGUACUUUGUUACAAUGUCACUUUUUUGUACUUGAGAUAACGAAGCAGGAAGCCGGGGCUAUAGAGGCAACGAGGUACGCAUGUUACGUGAUGGGUCAACUGUUUCAUUUGUUUUGCCUCAGUUUCGAAGGACAAAAAUUGACCGAUUACAGUCUUGGGAUGCGUAACAAAAUAUACAAUAGUUCGUGGUAUCAAACAUCCAUAAGAUCACAGAAGCUGCUUAUUAUGAUGAUGAUGCAGAGUUCGCAGCCGACCUUUGUGAGCGCCGGCAAAAUUUACAUUUUCUCAUUGGAGAGCUUCACUAUGGUAGUGCAAACGUCGGUGUCUUACUUUACCGUUCUCGCAUCAUUUCAAUAGAACUAUGAUUCAUAUUAGUGCUGCAUCUAACAAUUACACUAUUGCUAUUCCACAUUGGAUAGUACUAUUAGUACUAAUAUCUCAUAUUAGAUAAAAUAUGUGUAUGCUUAAUUCUUUUAUCAUAAUAACUUUAUUAUAAUAGCUUCGAAUUGCGAGAUA
Messenger RNA from Odontomachus brunneus, 654 nucleotides. Its product is annotated as odorant receptor 22c-like. Bases 19 to 495 code for a protein of 158 amino acids. Gene Ontology annotation, cellular component: plasma membrane. Gene Ontology annotation, biological process: detection of chemical stimulus involved in sensory perception of smell; sensory perception of smell. The transcript has 5 exons. NCBI's taxonomy places the organism in Eukaryota, Metazoa, Arthropoda, Insecta, Hymenoptera, Formicidae. Gene Ontology annotation, molecular function: olfactory receptor activity; odorant binding. The record is from RefSeq and is a predicted model, not a curated record.